AUGCGUACUAAUAGAUCAGUAGAGCAGCUUCAGUUCAUGGUUGUUGGAGGAAUCAAGUUUUUUACACGCCAUCCUACGCAACCAGUUUGUACUCAUCUUUCGCUUGAGCAGCAUCAUUUUUCCCACCGUUUGGUGGGUUCAGAAUUCGACGUGAUGGGUCUUCCAAGGUCUAAGACGCUUCUUGUUUUAUAUUUAGCCCUAGCAAAUUGCGACACCGUCUACGAUCAUUGCGGAAGAAAUCUCGAAUUAGAUGGCGUGGAAGAGAUCCGCCGAGUUGUGGCACCCUCCCGCUCUGGCGAAGACAUCCAUGGAACAUGGCCCUGGAUGGUGACAUCUGGCUUUGAGAAAUCGACCGGCGAAUGGUCCCAUCAAUGCGGAGGUGCCCUUAUAUCUCCAUCACACGUGUUGACGGCGGCACAUUGUGUUGUGGAAUAUCCCGACCUUGUUCUGCGAUUUGGUGACAAGUCUCUCACAUCGACAAAGGAUGAUGGGGCAGUGCAAAUCCGUAAGAAGUACAACAUUCAUAUCCAUCCCAAAUUUCGAGAGGGAGGACGGGUUACGGUAUAUUUUGACGUGGCCAUUUGGGAGCUCGAGGAACCGUUGGUGUUCAACUCUUUCAUUCGAUCCGUGUGUCUCCCUGAUGGUCCAAGUACGGAUAUUAGUCAAUACGAUGGGCAGCUCACCACCCUCACUGGAUGGGGCGUUUUUACGCCCGGACAAGUCACUACUUCUGAUGAGCUUAGAAAAACCAAUGUGGAGAUCUAUCCCCAAAGUCAUUGUAAUGACACCCAUGAGGAGGCUCUUUUGAAUCGACCAGAUUUGAGGAACAAAAUAUCCACUGGACUCCCAGAGCUGUUUCAAAACAACGUCCUUUGUGCCGGUAAUUUUGGAGGCGGGGGUGGAUCAUGCUAUGGGGACUCUGGUAGCCCUCUUCUGAAACUCUGCACCUAUGGAUGUGAUUAUAAAAAGUACUUUCUCAUUGGUAUCGUCCAAGGGGGUGUGGACAUUUGUGGAAGCAAGAGGAUUCCGUCCAUUUAUUCGAGGAUUGACGAUCCCGAUGUGUUUUCUUUCGUUAAAGAUGUCUUAAACGGCGACUCCAUUCCAAGUGGAACAACAAUAGACCCAAAGCCAUCAAUCAAGUCUUUGAAUGCUACAAUCUUGCCCAUUUUAAAAGAGACACUGAAGGAAAAACUUUUAGCUCAUGAAUUGGGUUCUGAGACGGUAGGACUGGUGCUUGAAAUCACUGAUCUAAUAAUCGGAUUACACGAGGAAAUCGACCAAGAUAUGGAUGGAAAAGGCACCACUCUCAUGAUGAUUUCUUGCAAGUUGGCCUUAAGGGAAAACGUGGACCGAUUGCUCAAAUUGAAGGCCGAUCCCAAAAGGCAAAACAUUGACGGCCAGUCAGCCUUGCAUUGGGCCGCCAAGCGAAAUCUGGUGGACAUCUUGAAGCUCCUUUUGGCUGCAGGUGCUGAUCCUGAAGUCUUUGAUAACUCUGAAAAUUUGCCCAUCCAUCUGGCGAUCAAAAUGGGUCAUGUGGAAUCAAUGAAAAUAUUGGCCACCGCAAAGUCCACCCUCAACUUGGUCGAUGACCUUGGUCGGACUCCCCUUCUUGAGGCCCUUACGACUGAUAUUCCCGUAGAGAAUGCCAAAGAAAUGGUUCAGGUCCUUCUAAGACAAAGAGUCAAUCUGAAUACCGUGGACCGAGAGGAACACUCGGCAAUCUUUUAUGCCUGCUCCGACAAAUAUUUGGAAAUUUUUCAAUUACUAAUAUUGCGGGGAGUAAACGUCGACACUUUGGGCCCCCAGGGUCGAUCUUGCCUCCAACAAUCCUAUAUGAACAAUCAAACUUUGACCUUCGAUUUCCUUUUGGACAACACUAAUGCUGCUUUGGACCUAGCUGAUGCCAACGGGGCGACUAUUCAUCACCACGUGUCUUUCAACGGCGAUCUGGCCAGUUUGGAACGGAUCCUGGCUAAAGGUUUUCCUGUGGACUUAAACGUACCCGAUGACAAUGGAGAAACUGCCAUCUUUAAUGUAGCUCGGAACGGAAAUCUACCUUUUAUCAUGAAAUUGGUGGAACACGGAGCAGAUGUGAAUCAUCAGCGAGUGGACGGGAGUACCAUCUUGAGUCUGGCUGCUCGAUAUGGUCAUUUGGAAGUGGUUGAAUAUCUUAUGAAGAUUCAAACACUUGACACGACAAUUCAGUCCAAUUAUGGCGAUACACCUCUUAUGAUGGCCGUGAAAGCGAAUCAAUUGCAAGCAGUGCAACUCAUUCUCGAUCAUGAUCCAAAAUCCAUUGAAAUCCCGAGUAAAGAUGGCAUCACUCCGCUUGUUUAUGCUGCUCAAAAUGGUUAUGCAUCAAUUGCUACUGUAUUGGCACACAAAAGCGCCGAAAUUGAGGGACGAUCAUCAUCAUCUUAAGUCCAAAAACUGAGAUCGACUUUGAAACCUGGUCGUGAUUCUUGUUAUAGAAGAUAAAUCUUCUAAAUUAAAGUUUUUGGGACCGCUUUUCGUCUUACCAAUUCAUUGCAAGUACCACUCCGAUCAUAUGUGAAAUGAAAUAAAAUACCGAUAUCGAAG
Molecule: messenger RNA, 2580 nt
Organism: Tigriopus californicus
Lineage: Eukaryota; Metazoa; Arthropoda; Copepoda; Harpacticoida; Harpacticidae
Exons: 9
Coding region: 1-2421 (806 amino acids)
Biological process (GO): proteolysis
Molecular function (GO): protein binding; serine-type endopeptidase activity
Source: RefSeq, a predicted model, not a curated record